This is a messenger RNA of Ambispora gerdemannii, 156 nucleotides long. NCBI's taxonomy places the organism in Eukaryota, Fungi, Glomeromycota, Glomeromycetes, Archaeosporales, Ambisporaceae. The record is from the annotation of a GenBank genome assembly.
AUGUCAGUGCUGUCGUCACAUUCUACAACGUCUACGCCUGUAAAUGUAACCAUCGAAGGCCUUCGAAAUCAGGUAUCCGAACUACAAGAAAUUAUAGAAGGCAAGAAUUGGGAACAAAAAAACCACACCACAGAUUUCAGCUGGUGUUUCGGAUAA